Thyridium curvatum is the source of this 960-nucleotide messenger RNA. RefSeq lists its product as uncharacterized. Lineage: Eukaryota; Fungi; Ascomycota; Sordariomycetes; Thyridiales; Thyridiaceae. Gene Ontology annotation, cellular component: endoplasmic reticulum; plasma membrane. Gene Ontology annotation, biological process: monoatomic ion transport. The record is from RefSeq and is a predicted model, not a curated record. The transcript has a single exon. Gene Ontology annotation, molecular function: monoatomic ion channel activity. Bases 1 to 960 code for a protein of 319 amino acids.
AUGGCCUACGGCAACCAAGCUCUAAACAUCAACCAUGUGGUUGGGCCUCAGGCAGACCUCGCCAUCACCACCCACGGAUCAGACUGGUAUUGGGCAGUUUGCGCCGUCAUGUCGGUCACGACCCUGAUCUUUAUGGGAAUGAGCUUCAUGAGGCCCCGUGCCGACCGUUUGUUUCACUAUAUUACUGCUGGAAUCACCCUUGUCGCUGCUAUUGCCUACUUUUCCAUGGGCGCUGGCCUUGGCCAAGUCCCGAUCCAGGCAGAGUUUGUCCGUGGUGGCAGUAAACAGGUGGCCGCUGCCGGGACUCGCGAGAUUUUCUAUGCGCGAUACAUAGACUGGGUCAUUACGACACCCCUUCUGCUACUUGAUUUGAUGCUCACGGCGGCCAUGCCGACCCCGACUAUCUUGGUGACCUUACUCGCCGACGAGGUCAUGAUAGUGUGUGGUCUUAUUGGUGCCUUGACUCAAACCAGUUACAAAUGGGGAUACUGGACGUUUGGCACUGUCGCCCUCUUCUUCGUGGCCUACCAAAUUGUCAUCGUCGGCUUGAGGCACGCAAACGUCCUCGGCGGUGCACCGAAGCGGACGUUUCUCAUGUGUGGAGUGUGGACACUCUUCCUCUGGUUCCUGUAUCCGAUUGCCUGGGGUCUUUCGGAGGGUGGCAAUGUUAUCCAUCCUGAUUCCGAGGCAGUCUUCUACGGUGUUCUUGAUCUGAUGGCCAAACCGGUUUUCGGAUUCAUGCUCAUCAUUGGGCAUAUGAAGAUCAGCGCUGCGGAUCUGGGGCUGAGUAUCCGCGAGACCAGCCCUCGUCGGGCUGCUGUCGAAAAACAAGGGGGAUCUCUGGACAAUCGCAAUGGGCAUAAUGAAGCAGGCGCAGGUGUCGGCGCGGCUGCAGGUGGCACUACAAAUGGACACAGCCCUGCGACAGGAAACGUCGCACAGCCUACCGUUAGUGUUUAA